Molecule: messenger RNA, 2770 nt
Organism: Kogia breviceps (pygmy sperm whale)
Lineage: Eukaryota; Metazoa; Chordata; Mammalia; Artiodactyla; Physeteridae
Gene: ARIH2
Product: ariadne RBR E3 ubiquitin protein ligase 2
Biological process (GO): protein polyubiquitination; ubiquitin-dependent protein catabolic process; positive regulation of proteasomal ubiquitin-dependent protein catabolic process
Cellular component (GO): ubiquitin ligase complex; cytoplasm
Molecular function (GO): zinc ion binding; ubiquitin conjugating enzyme binding; ubiquitin protein ligase activity
Source: RefSeq, a predicted model, not a curated record
CGCGGGCCUUGACCGGCGUUGGUCCGCCGCCUCCGCCGCCGCGGCGCCUGGACCCGGUUCUUCUGGCCCGGCCCGACCCGGUCUGGCCCCCCCGGGCUCAGCGGCCGCGGGGCCACGGCUCCUGAUGGAAAUUAUAUGAUAUAGACUAUUUGGAUGACAUCUUCCUGAAAGAUCUUCAAGAAUUACAGAAGACAAAAACACUAAUGCAUUUGAGAAAGUGGUAAAGUUUGUGGGGAGGGGAAAAAACUUCUUUCCUGAUCAACUCGUCUGGAUGUUAAGAUGUCUGUGGACAUGAAUAGCCAGGGGUCUGACAGCAAUGAAGAGGACUAUGACCCGAAUUGUGAGGAAGAGGAAGAGGAUGAGGACCCUGGGGACAUAGAGGACUAUUACGUGGGCGUAGCAAGUGAUGUGGAGCAGCAGGGGGCCGAUGCCUUUGAUCCUGAGGAGUACCAAUUCACCUGCUUGACCUACAAGGAGUCCGAGGGUGCCCUCAAUGAGCACAUGACCAGCUUAGCCUCUGUCUUAAAGGUAUCUCAUUCAGUUGCUAAACUUAUAUUAGUUAAUUUCCACUGGCAAGUCGCAGAGAUAAUGGACAGAUACAAGUCUAAUUCUGCUCAACUGCUCGUUGAGGCUCGAGUUCAGCCCAAUCCGUCAAAACAUGUCCCCACAAACCAUCCCCCUCACCACUGCGCAGUGUGUAUGCAGUUUGUGCGGAAGGAAAACCUACUGUCUCUGGCCUGUCAGCACCAGUUUUGCCGCAGCUGCUGGGAGCAGCACUGCUCCGUACUUGUCAAGGAUGGCGUGGGUGUGGGUGUCUCUUGCAUGGCUCAGGACUGCCCGCUUCGAACACCAGAGGACUUCGUGUUUCCAUUGCUGCCCAAUGAAGAAUUGAGAGACAAAUACAGACGCUACCUCUUCAGGGACUAUGUGGAGAGUCACUACCAGCUCCAGCUGUGCCCUGGUGCUGACUGCCCCAUGGUUAUCCGGGUACAGGAGCCCAGAGCUCGCCGAGUACAGUGCAAUCGGUGCAACGAGGUCUUCUGUUUCAAGUGUCGUCAGAUGUAUCACGCCCCCACAGACUGCGCCACAAUUCGGAAAUGGCUCACGAAGUGUGCAGACGACUCUGAAACAGCCAACUACAUUAGUGCUCACACUAAAGACUGUCCCAAGUGUAACAUCUGCAUUGAGAAGAACGGAGGCUGCAAUCACAUGCAAUGCUCCAAGUGUAAACACGACUUCUGCUGGAUGUGUCUAGGAGAUUGGAAGACGCACGGCAGCGAGUACUAUGAGUGCAGUCGGUACAAGGAGAACCCUGACAUUGUCAAUCAGAGCCAGCAAGCCCAGGCCAGGGAGGCCCUCAAGAAGUACUUGUUCUACUUUGAGAGGUGGGAAAACCACAACAAGAGCUUGCAGCUGGAGGCACAGACAUACCAGCGGAUUCAUGAGAAGAUUCAGGAGAGGGUCAUGAAUAAUCUGGGGACGUGGAUUGACUGGCAGUACCUACAGAAUGCUGCCAAGCUCUUGGCCAAGUGUCGAUACACCUUGCAGUACACGUACCCAUAUGCAUACUACAUGGAGUCUGGACCCAGGAAGAAGCUGGCCCUGCCCCGGCUACAGCCCCCUCUCCUUUUGACCCUCCUGCUCUACCCAUACAGUUUGAAUACCAGCAGGCUCAGCUGGAGGCUGAGAUCGAAAACCUGUCAUGGAAGGUGGAGCGCGCAGACAGCUAUGACAGAGGGGACUUAGAGAACCAGAUGCACAUAGCAGAGCAGCGGAGGAGAACCCUGCUGAAGGAUUUCCAUGACACCUAGGUUGGGACAUGGACGUGCCAGAGUGAGGAAGAUGUGGCUGCGAGGUCUCCCGGCUGCUGUACUGCAUGCUGCAGGCUCUGCCUUUCACAACCCCAGGCAACAGCCAGGGCCCCACUCCUGAGAGACACUGGCCACACACCUCUUAGUCGAUUUCUGUUUUUUUUUCCCUCGUCUUUUUGCUUUUUGUUUUUCCCAGGGUAGAGGCCAUGUUGAACUGGCCUCUUCUCAGGACCUUUAAUUCCCCCUGGAUGGUUGUUGGGAGGGAGGGAGAGUUUUUUCUGAAUGACUAUUAAUAGGAUUAGAUCAUUACAACUUAUAAUUUUCAAAGGUUGUACAAUUAUACAAAAAUGGGGGGCAAACAAACCAUAGAAUUACACAGAACCCUUUUUAAAAAUAAAUUGGCAUUGGAGUGUUUUAACCUCUAGCUAUUUUACUUAGAAUGUAACAUAUGCUGCCUGCUCACCUUGCCUCAGAAUCUCUACUCCAAGAGGGUCCCGGUGGUCUUUGCUUGCCAGAUUCAUGUGUUUAGCCACAGCUAGAGUCCCAAGGGAAGAGCAUGGGGUGGCAGAUGGUGGGAAAUUGAGUUGCCCUGAGUUAUAGGCAUGGAGCGCAGGGAAUCACAUCGUGCCUCCUGCCUGGUCCUCAUAGACCCUUUUGUGGUCAGGUGCACUGCCUUACGUUGGCAGUGAGGAGACAAUACAGAAUGGAGUCUUGCCAUGGGGUGUCAUCCUGUCUGUUGGCACUGUGUGUCUGUGGACUCAUCUUAAUUCUUGAAAGUGAGCUUUACCUGGGUCUGGCUACUCAGGCCAGAGCCCACAGCAGAACACGUAGGUGGGCUUGUGGCCCUCCAGACCAGGGGAUGUGAGUUCAGCACAGUUUUCUUUUGUUUUCUAAAGAUAGAGAUCCACUUUUAAAGGGGAUUGUUCCCCCAAAUAAAUUUGUUUUACCUUGGUUCCUUC